Micropterus dolomieu (smallmouth bass) is the source of this 847-nucleotide messenger RNA. RefSeq names its product coiled-coil-helix-coiled-coil-helix domain containing 7 (gene chchd7). NCBI's taxonomy places the organism in Eukaryota, Metazoa, Chordata, Actinopteri, Centrarchiformes, Centrarchidae. The record is from RefSeq and is a predicted model, not a curated record. The transcript has 4 exons. The coding region runs from base 295 to 549 and encodes 84 amino acids.
UGGAGUUGUUUUGAGCAUGACGGGGAGGUUAUGCUUGUGCUUUAUUAGUUAGCUACACGUAGCCUAAGCUAAUAUCUUCACUAGCUUGUAUAAGAAAGAGUCUUGCUAGCAUUCCAAAGGGAUAUAAAUGACAACCACAUUUCUGAAUAGAUAGGCAACAUUAGAGUGAAUAGCUUUGCCAGGCAAUGUUGGUCUUUUGAAAAAUUGGAUAACCUUCACUGGUGUGGAUAUUAGGUGCAUGCACAAGUCGUUAGCCUACCGCUGGAUAAAAGUUGGUAUUUAUAAAAGAUCCAAAUGGAUAAAAUGAAAAGACUUCGGAGUCAGGACAUUAACCCAUGCAUUGACGAAAGCGAUGCCUCCCAGAAGUGUUUGGAUGCCUACAACUAUGACAAGAGCAUGUGUUCUGCCUAUUUCCAGAGAUAUAAGGACUGUAGGAAAUACUGGCACAACAUAAUGGUGCAGAGGAGAAGAGCCGGCGUGAGACCUGACAUGCCCACUGCUGCAGAGAGGCAGGAAAUGCUCGCUGCUGUUGGAGGCAAACCAUACUAAGAGUCAGUAGGGUCACGCAGAGACAUUGAAGACCAGUGGACCCAGGAAAUGUACUACAGGCCAACACAUUCUGGUGAUGCUACCACACAGCAUUGGCUUCAGGUGAUCCAAGGCCCGACCUGUCCUCAAGCUCAGGGUGUGUGGAGGCGACCAUCUGUAGAAAGUCUCUUCUAAAAUAAAAUGGAAUGAAAGGAGAGCCACAGAAAGGAAAGACAUAAGAUGGGUUAUUUAUUGAGGUUUGUUAACGAUGUGACAUGAACUGACAUAACUUGGAAAGAAAUAAAGAGCUUUUGAAGUA